AUCAGCCGAGCACAGAGAUUUCGGAAGAAUCUCCCAAAACACAAAGAUCCGAACGGAGCAAAGCAGGGAGGAAACGGAGACCGCCCCCUACGACGGUAAGCUUCCUUGCUUCCUCUAUGUAUUCGUUCUCCCACGGCAUUUCCUUCUCUUCUCCUACAUUCAUGGUGACAUUAAUCUCUCUGUUUUCUUGUUGUUUGGUUGCUGGGAAAAAUGUGAGGAAGGCCAAGUAACGACUUAAAUUGGGGCAUGCGGCUUGAUAGAUCACCCCUAUUGGAUCUAGAUUUCCCGCCUUUGAUAUCAUUUCACGUUUCUAUGGUUUUCACAUUGUAUAUAACCUGAAUUAUCUAUGGAAAUGCAGUGCUAAUAAAGAUGGAGAAAAAUUUUCUGCUGGUAGAGCUAGUUUAGUAGUUUAUUGGGUUAUAUAGAUUGCACUGGCUUGUGGUAUUAGAAAAUUCGAGUUGCUGCUAAAGUAGAUUGUGGGAUUACUUUAUUUUUUGGAAAUAGAUUGAUUGAUGGAGGGCCUAGCAAUAUCACGGGUCAUCCGGGUUUGUGCUCGAUCUAGAAGGAACCACUCUACUUUUCUCCCUGGAAAUCCCCUUCAGUUACAGAGAACCUUUUAUAGAGGUGAAGUUCGGAUGAUGAUGAACCAUCCCAGGUCGUUGAAUUUGGCUUUGUCUUCUGUUCAGCCAUUAGAUGCCUGGCCUACAGGCCACUCUGACAACACAUUGCCUUCCAAAGAAUUUGGGACUUGAGGAGCUGAUCAAGAGGAAAGGAACUCUGGGGAUUGGAGUUUAGAUUGAUGUUCAAAGAAUGGAAGGCUCCUGUUAGAGGUUCUUGAGCUGUGGAAAAAUGCUGAUGCUGUAUGCUUCGAUGUCGAUAGCACGGUGUGUGUGGAUGAGGGCAUUGAUGAACUUGCAGAAUUCUGUGGAGCUGGAAAAGCUGUUGCAGAAUGGACUGCUAGAGCAAUGGGUGGUUCAGUUCCCUUUGAGGAGGCCUUGGCUGCUAGAUUGUCUUUGUUUAAACCUUCCCUAUCCCAAGUCCAGGAUUUUCUUAAGAGGCCCCCAAGACUUUCUCCUGGCAUAGAGGAGUUGAUCAAGAAGCUGAAGUCUAAGAAUACAAAUGUCUAUUUGAUUUCCGGUGGCUUUCGUCAAAUGAUCAAUCCUGUUGCAUCAAUCCUUGGAAUUCCACAAGAAAACAUUUUCGCCAAUCAACUGCUCUUUGGAAGUUCAGGGGAGUUUCUGGGUUUUGAUGCAAAUGAGCCCACUUCAAGGAGUGGAGGAAAAGCCACUGCAGUUCAACAUAUACAAAAGGUUCAUGGGUACAAGGCAUUAGUUAUGAUUGGUGAUGGUGCUACUGAUCUUGAGGCCCGUAAACCAGGAGGUGCUGACAUAUAUGUUUGCUAUGCCGGUGUUCAACUGAGAGAAGGCGUUGCAGCCAAAGCUGAUUGGCUGGUUUUUAAUUUCAGAGAUCUGAUAAACUCCUUGGAGUAGAUUGUCACCUUAUUUCUCUACAUUUUUGCAUUAUUUGUUCUCUGGAAUGUUUUGUUUUUCUUCUUCUUCUUCAUCUUCUUCUUCGUCUUCUUCUUCUCCUUUUUUGCAUUAUUUUCUUGAAUGUUCAAGUCAUGUGCAUCGGGACACAUAUAUUCUCAUUAUUGUAGAAUUUUUACCCAUUGCAAUUUGCAGAAAAUGUAUGAAACUCUAUAUAGGAGAGAAGAAUAAUAAGCAUUACAUGUCUAUGUCGGAUGUGAAUAGCAAUUUAUUGUAUCCAUUUUUAGUUUUGCUUCUUCCGGAGCAAAAAUGCUACAAAACGCUAAGUUUGUGUUUGGAUGAAGGAUUUGAAGUGGAGAUUUCAUAAGUAUGUGAAUGAAGGAAUUUUCAAAUU
Rubroshorea leprosula is the source of this 1881-nucleotide messenger RNA. The record is from the annotation of a GenBank genome assembly. NCBI's taxonomy places the organism in Eukaryota, Viridiplantae, Streptophyta, Magnoliopsida, Malvales, Dipterocarpaceae.